This is a messenger RNA of Amblyraja radiata (thorny skate), 2163 nucleotides long. RefSeq names its product serine-rich adhesin for platelets-like. The coding region runs from base 153 to 1283 and encodes 376 amino acids. NCBI's taxonomy places the organism in Eukaryota, Metazoa, Chordata, Chondrichthyes, Rajiformes, Rajidae. The transcript is spliced from 5 exons. The record is from RefSeq and is a predicted model, not a curated record.
UGUUGAUUUCAGUCCCACAGUGGAAACACGUGGCGCUGUUGAGGCUGAGGCAGACUAGCGCGUUCUUUUUCUCCCUCAGUGUGACUCAUUCACGGGUUAUUUAUAGCUAUCGUCGCGGAUUUCAGUUCGAGCUUUCAACAACAGUAGUGAGAAUGGAGACCGUGGAGCGCUGGAAGAUUUGCUUGUGCCUUUUUGUUGCAGUGUUCUUUACUUCUCUGGAAAAUUCUACUGAAGAACACAUUAAUGUAAAUGAAACAUCCAGUGAUGCAACAUCCUUGUUUAAUGUGGCAGCAACCACACUGGGAUUAAAUAAAUCUACAGCAAGAUCAAGCAGUGGUAACAUAGCCCAUGAUACAGACGUAAACAGUACUGUAGGUCUUCCUAUUACUCAGAGUCUGAAAAAUGGAACAGAUUUUAAUAAUUCAUCAGAAAAUUCAACUAUUAGUGCUUUAAUUCAGAACACAGAGAUGAGUGAACUAACCAAAAAAAAAGAAAUGGCUACCACGGUUACAGAUGGAGCCCCUCCUGCAGGGAAUGAAACCCAAGUAGAAGGUAGCAAGCCAACUGCAAGUCCUACAAGUAGCAGCAGUCUCAACACAAAACCUCCACAUGUCACUGUGGUUCAUAAUGUGACUGAAAAAAAUGGCCACGUCACGAAGGUUGGAUCUACUAUUCAAAUGACAAGGAUCCCACAACAAAUGGAGACCACUGAGAAACAUUCAAUUGCUCAAAAGUCUGGGUCUGAGACCACAACUCAGCCAAAGAAUGCUCUUCCUGCAACAUUUACCAGACACGAGGAAUCAAAAGAGUUGACCAAUGCUAUGCUGACGGCAGAAUCUGAAACACAGCCAGUGCUCCCAACCAAGACCAUGCCGAUUGCAGUGUCCUCCAGUAGCUCUACAGGCAUAUCCACCACCACCACAGAAAGCACCUCCACCAACCGGCCCAGAACCACCCACGCCACGAUAGAAACCGUCGUCACAAGUAGUACAAUGAUCAACAAAGCAACCAAGUUAUUUUCCACCCAGCAGAGUGAGGACAGUGCGGUCAAUGCCAAAAAAAUGGUGAAUGGGAAGCCAAUUUCUAAUCCAAGCCAAAGCAAAGUGGACCCACUGGUUAUAGGAAUGAUCACAGUUUUCUUCAUUAUUAUUGCAAUUGUUUCGCUUCUUGGAUUUCUAAAGUAUCGGCAGCGAGUCAACCAACCAGAAUUUAGGCGACUUCAUGAACUUCCAAUGGAUGAUAUGAUGGAAGAGGACACUCCAUUGUCUCUCUACAGCUACUAACAAUCACCUGUUGCCAAAGAAGAGAUCUCGUCAACAUGCACAGCAUUGUGUUUUGGAGUAUUAUUGGCUGAGAUGUUGAGGACUUACAUUUUUUUAGUGUGAGCCAAAUUUGCGUUCAAAUGUGUCUGUUUUAUUUUAAUUUGUGGCUCAGUUAGGAUUGAACAUUGGUCAAAAUUGAUGUAAUCACACCACAAAAUAUUUCUUUCUGUAUCCAUUGAGUUUUUAACAGUAAUCUAUUUAUUCAAACAAACGUGAAGCAACGGGCAAUCUUUUCUUAACUAUUAGUAGACUCAAAAUAUUGUUGACCUUGCUCUCUGCAUCACCAGGACAUCUUGUAGAAAAUGUUGAAGGUAUCCAACACAAGCCAAAGGAGCUGGGGUCCCCGCUGACUGGCAUUGUUAGUUUCAAAGACCUUGAACAUUCACAAUUUCUUGGAUCAAUAUAAUUGUUUCAGGCAUCCAGUUAUGGAAUUAGUACCUUAACUUAAACAGAUUGCUUUGAGUUCCAAUUGCAAGUUGGGAUGAGAAAUUUCUGAAUUUAGCAGAAUUCCAAACUUGUAAAUGUGUAUUUGCAUUCCUAGUCUGCCCCUACAGAAUAUAGACAGAGAAUGCUGGAGUAACUCAGCGGGUCAGGUAGCAUCUCUGGAGAAAAGGCAUAGGUGAGGUUUUGGAUCGUAACCUACAGCUGUGAAUCAGAGCAUGUCGCAUGCAGACUACAACCAGACCAUAGGUGGCUCCCUGUCCCCAUACUGUCUCGAAGCUUGCCAUUCUUGCUGUCCUGGUUGUAGGCUUGCCAGCGAUUCAUGGGAACCAGUAGGAUAGCCCCAAUUCAAAAAGAGCGGAUCAUAAUGACAGUCUGUAAUGUGUGAGGAAUGUUAUGG